Molecule: messenger RNA, 1609 nt
Organism: Planococcus citri (citrus mealybug)
Lineage: Eukaryota; Metazoa; Arthropoda; Insecta; Hemiptera; Pseudococcidae
Product: myoneurin-like
Exons: 5
Coding region: 194-1435 (413 amino acids)
Biological process (GO): regulation of transcription by RNA polymerase II
Molecular function (GO): RNA polymerase II cis-regulatory region sequence-specific DNA binding; DNA-binding transcription factor activity, RNA polymerase II-specific
Source: RefSeq, a predicted model, not a curated record
UAUUCAAUUCAAGCAACCAGAGAUGAUCAAGGUACUUAAAAGUGAAUGUACUUGAAUUAAGUAAACUUGCAACGUGUGAAUCUUAGUCAAGGAUUCUGCCUGCUGCUUAUGCAAUAAAGUAUGCGGAAUCGGCCCUUAACUUACAAGUUUAACUCUAAUCCACUGUAUAAUUAAUGACCGAAAAUACGACGUUAUGAAGUAUGUUUACGAAUAUGAAGAAUCUUUACAGCAAUGCGAAACUUCACUCACAAAACAUCGCACUGAGCUAUUGACCUAUUCGAAAUGUCAAGAGCCAUCUCUAUCUGAAUCCAACGAAAGAAACCAAGUAUUCGCAGUUAUGAAACAAAAACGUGACACAUCAGAAGAAAAUAACUCACCGUUGAAGUCAGAAUAUGACGAUUUAACUAGACACUGCGAGAGUUUAAGUUCAUGCGAAGAUGAUUUUACUAAAAAAUCCUUCAAGUACUUGGAACGCCAAGAGGCAUUACGAUUGAAAUUUCUUCAAAUAAUCGACGAAUGCGAAAGCGGAAACACCUUGGAUAAAAAUCACGAUGGUUUUCCUGCAGCUUUCGAUGCCGAAUCGCACGAACCAAAGUCUUCAGUAAUGAGUGCUGCUCUCAAAAUGUACGACCUUUUGUCUUCAGAUUUAGGUGACGAUGUAGCUGAGGAGGAGGAGUUUAACGCAGCAACCCUUUUAGGUUUCCAGAAAGUUGGAGAAUUUGUGUCGUCGAAUCGAAAUGUGACCUCAACUUCAUCGUCUUCAGAAAUGAGCGCUGAUUUCGAAACAUACGACCCUUUGUCUUCAGAUAAUGUCGACGAUGAGUUCAACUCAGCAACCCUUUUCGGUCUCGAAGAAGUUUCAGAAUUUAUGUCAUCGAAUCGACACGUUAAUGUAGUCUCACUCUCAGAUUUAAACCAGUUAGUCCUUUGCAACAUUUGUGGUCGAGAUUUCAAAACAGAGGAUUUUUUGAGAAGACACAUGUUCGUACAUGAUGAACAGAAACGAUUUAUCUAUGCCGAGUCUAGAAAGUCGUUUGAAAAGCUGCUCAGUAUGAAGGAACGUGUGCUUAAAUACAACUCAGAAUACAUCUGUAUCGUUUGCCGCAAAUCUUUCCGUGAGAAGGUGAAGCUAAAGCAACACGAAUUAGCUCAUUUCUUCAAAAAUUUAUUGGAAUGUUCAACCUGCAGUAAAUAUUUUAAAUCUCAUUCAGCUCUAACUGCUCAUCAAUGGUCUCAUGAUUGGCAUUAUUGUUACUGCGCUUAUUGCAAUCGUCGUUAUCGAAGUAAAACCUCCUUAGUCUAUCAUAUCCGGAGACAGCACUUACCAAAUUUCAAUUUUGUGAAAUACGCGUGUAACAUAUGCGGUAAAACAUUUUUUCUUGAUAGCGAUAGAAAACGUCACGAACGAAAUAUCCACAAUUUACGUAGAAAAUGAUGUGUUUCGUCAACAUCGAUUUCUCGACUCGUACUUCAACGCGUCGAAUUUCCAUUUUUUUUUCACGUUAAUUUUCAAGAUUUGACCCAUUAACUUUUUAAGUGUGUACUGUUUUAGUGAAUUUAUCGAUUUUAUCGAUUGUUCAAGUUUUAAAUAGACACUUAUCUACGCUUA